Molecule: messenger RNA, 945 nt
Organism: Zeugodacus cucurbitae (melon fly)
Lineage: Eukaryota; Metazoa; Arthropoda; Insecta; Diptera; Tephritidae
Product: farnesol dehydrogenase
Exons: 3
Coding region: 90-839 (249 amino acids)
Source: RefSeq, a predicted model, not a curated record
AACAGCAGAGUUGUGAGUUGUUGCCGAAUAUUUCCGCUGAAAGUAAGUCUGCAAAGAAAUCAUUUAAUUUCAACCGUCUACGUUCGAGUAUGGAACGUUGGCACAAUCGUGUCGCCGUCGUCACCGGCGCCAGUGCGGGUAUUGGUGCUGCCUGUGUCAAAUAUCUCGCGAAUAAUGGUAUGAUAGUUGUGGGUCUUGCGCGUCGUAAGGAGCGCAUCGAAGCGCUGCGUGAGCAAGUGGAAGCGACGGCACGCGAUCGUGUGCAUGCCAUUCAAUGUGAUCUGCGCGAUCAGCAACAGAUCAUAGACGCAUUCAAAGUAAUCGUCGCCGAAUAUGGUCCCGUUGCGGUGCUCGUGAAUAAUGCCGGGACUGUGCGGGUCACAAAUUUGGUAGAUGAUAAUAAUCAGCAGGAUAUACAGGAUGUGAUCGAUACAAAUAUAGUGGGUGUGGUGAAUUGUACAAGAGAAUCUUUUCGUUCGAUGAAAGCGCAUGGUGGUGUUGGACAUGUCUUUCUAAUUAAUAGCAUCUCUGGACAUUAUGUACCGAAUAUACCGAAUACUUCGUUCAAUAUUUAUCCAUCGACAAAGUAUGCUGUGACCGCAAUGACGGAAGUUUAUCGACGGGAAUUUCUUAUGUUGGACACAAAAGUUAAAGUGACGAGCAUCAGUCCCGGUGCGGUUGACACUGAAAUCAUUGCAUCCGAAAUUAGAGAAUUAUUGGCCAACGCGCCAUUUUUACAACCCGAAGAUGUAGCCGAUGCGCUAAUUUAUUGUCUGCAGACGCCGCCACAUGUGCAGAUACAUGAGCUCACCAUAAAGCCAAUUGGAGAAUUGCUUUAAAAGUUACAGGCUAACAAGUGUAGUACUUUUAAUCAGAAAGCAAUUCGUUACAAAGAAGCUUUGACUAUAAACAAAUACACAAAAUUAAAGAUUACAUUAAAAAGUA